ACGUGAUUGCUUAUCUUCUUCCUCCCGACCUCCCCCUGCAGCCGAACAAGGGAACCUAAGCCCCCGACGCACCUCCCCUUGAGGAAACCGAAAAUCCCGGAUCUGCUCUGUUCUUCCUGCCCUGCUGCCGGUUUCAGCUUGGUGAGGGUGGGGAUCUUUUGGUUUUUUGGCAAGGGAACCACCAUGAAAUCAUCUCUUUAGCUUUGGUUUGGCUUGGGUUUACUCUAAGGCCUCUUGGUUCUCCCAAUUUUUGGUAGCCCGUGAGCUUUCCUUGCACUGCCGUCGGCCUCCCCCAACCUGCAGUCGGGUUUUUGCUGGGAAAAUUCUAGUAUGUGGCAGCCCCUUUAAGCCUAAAAUUAUCCAUUAGCUGCUGAGUUUGUCCAUGGAUUAUUGCCCCAUGUGCUGUCCGAAUUCUGCAGUAAAUAGGGGAUGAAUUCCGGUAGUCUUUGAACAUGUUUUAAGCUUAGUUUAAGUGUAAAUUAGCUUGAUUUGUGCUGUUGUGAUUUUGGAGAAUCCCGUGAAUUAGCCAUUGUUUUGCCAAUUUAUGGAAGUGCAUGACCCUACUAGUGGGGGUUUAUAAACGCUAGCACAUGUCGACAUGUUAUUGAUAGAAUCGGUUCGUUCGAGUGACCCUGCUAGUGGGGGUUAUACACCAGCAAAUAGUGCGCCUGCCAAUGAGUGGUUUAUAACACUGGCCAUGACCUAUAGAUGAGAUGUCUAUUUCAUGCCUGUACUCAUAUCUAUUUUUUGUGAUUACACUUGUUAGCAUGCUAUAAGUUUAAUAAGGGGCACUCCAUAUUUACUCACUGAGUUUAUCUCAUAGUUUUUUCUUAUCCACCAUUUUAGGAAGCGAAGUCAAGAACAGGAAAAAACGAGGGGAGUGACGAGUUAGAAGGCUAGCCAUCUUGUAAAUUGAGCAUAGAUUUAGAUAUAAAUAAUGAUCUUGUAA
Molecule: messenger RNA, 949 nt
Organism: Rubroshorea leprosula
Lineage: Eukaryota; Viridiplantae; Streptophyta; Magnoliopsida; Malvales; Dipterocarpaceae
Source: the annotation of a GenBank genome assembly